GGCAGAAUACUUAAUACAGCAGUGUAUAUAAAACAUUAAGCUUUCAUGAACUUUUCAGGCCUCAGUGUAAUUGUGCAUAUAUUGUCUAUGUUGGUUACUCCGAAAGUAAUGCCUCCUACCACACGUACAAGGAGCUCAGUAACACUAUUGGAUAGAGCAAAUUCUCAGCUACAAAAGUAUUUUUCAACAUAGUCACCGUCAAUGAACAGGAACCUGCAUGCUGCAUUUUGUUUAGUGGAGGUGACCCACGUUUGCUGUCUCUGCUGCUGAAACGCAUCGUGCUCUGCCUCACUGUACUCCUGUUCACUGUUCGGUCUCCAGAAACAUGCAACAAGUGUUGUUGAAUGUCAGUGGGUGCCAUUUUUCCCCUUUGCUGGGUGGAAUUAAAUCCCAAACCCUUGCUUCAGAUGCCAUUGUGCCAGACUACUAUGCUGCCAUCUGUCACACGGCAACAGUGUGUCAUGGAAUGUUGGCAGGAAGGUUCAACCUCUACUGCUGUAACACCAGCAUCCACCCCUGUUGUCAUAGGCCAACGUACUAAAAUGCAGUUCGUUACUGAAAAGUACAGUGUAGAUGGUUCACCAUAUCUUCCAUUGAGCUGGAGAGCAUGAAUUAGGCAUUGGCUUCAUUUGAAGAAUCUGUUGUGAUACAGCUGUGAGAAGGAUGACGUAGCUUUGCCAAGGAUUUAUCAGCUAAGCAGAAAAUGAGCUUAACAUCCUGGUUUUUGGUGAGCAGUGGAGGCACCCGCCAUCGGCUGCCACGAGAAAUGAUUUUUGUUGGAAGAGAUGACUGUGAGCUGAUGUUACAGUCACGAAGUGUGGACAAGCAACAUGCUGUACUUAACUAUGAACCUUCUACAGAUGAACACUUAGUGAAGGACUUAGGUAGCUUGAACGGGACAUUUGUAAACGAUGUGAGGAUUCCGGAGCAGACAUACAUCACUCUGAAAUUAGAAGAUAAACUGAGAUUUGGAUAUGAUACUAAUCUUUUUACUGUUGUCAGAGGAGAGAUGAGAGUCCCUGAAGAAGCUCUUAAGCAUGAAAAAUUUACAAGCCAACUCCAGUUAUCCCAGAAAUCUUCAGAGGCAGAAGGGUCAAAGCAAACCAGCUCCAAAAGUUCAGAACCCAAAGAAACAGACUCCACAGCUGAAGUGCACCACAAGACUACUGAAGCACUGAAAUCUGAAGAGAAAUCCAUAGAUCUUUCUACCAUGCCUCGUGGUACACCGCUGUAUGGACAGCCAGCUUGGUGGGGUGAGGAUGAAGCUGAUGAAAAAGGUGGUUGUAAACCAGAUGGCAAAGGUGAAGAAAAAAUGCAUGAGACGGCAGCUUCAGGAUGCAGCACAGAUGCCAAGCAAGCUGAGGAGCAAUCUGCAGCUGCAAGUGAAGAACUUUAUCCUUUCUGUAGGGAGCCAAGUUAUUUUGAAAUUCCUACAAAAGAAUUCCAGCAAACUUCACAGGUAGCAGAGAGCGCUAUUCAUGAAAUUCCAACAAAAGACACCCAAAGUUCCCAUGCAGCAAGUGCAGGACAUGCUUCCUUUACCAUUGAAUUUGAUGACAACACACCAGGGAAAGUAACAAUCAAAGAUCACGUGACAAAAUUCACAUCUGAGCAGCGCCACAAGUCAAAGAAGCCUUCUUCCUCCAGUGGUCAGGACCUGCCUGGGCUUCAGACUGUGAUGAUGGCCGCAGAGAGCAAAGUGGCAGAUUGGCUAGCACAGAACAAUCCUCCCAGAAUGAUUUGGGAGCCAACAGAGGAGGAUUCCAAAAGUAUUAAGAGUGAUGUUCCAGUGUACUUGAAGAGACUGAAAGGGAAUAAGCAUGAUGAUGGUACGCAGAGUGAUUCAGAAAAUGCUGGUGCCCACCGGCAUUACAGUAAGCGGGCAGCACUUGAAGAGCACUUGAGGCACCACCAUGCAGAGCUGAAAAAGUCGCACCAGAAAGUCCAUUCUGCAGAAAAGCAGCAAGAGCAAGCUGGUGUGAAUCAGACUGCUUUUAUGAUUGAGUUUUUUGAUGAGGACCAUCCUCGAAAGAGACGUUCUUACUCUUUUUCUCAGAAUGUAGGAGCUCUGUGCUCAGAAUCCCCAUCUCCAACACCUCACGUGCGAGCUGAAAGAGCAAAACCUACAUCAGGAGAGAAAGCUGCCCCUUCGUGUGUGCAAGGUAGUUCAUCACAUCAUAGAGCAGCACACAGUGUUCAUGCAAAACUAUUAAAACAAAAAUCAGAAGAUCCCUCUGCUGCAUUACCUGUCUUUCAAGCUGCGUUGUUAAGGAGUUCAGGAAGCCUUGGCCAUAGGCCUAGUCAGAACCAGGAGAUGGACAAAAAGUUGAAAAGCCAACAUAUUUCUGCUGCUACUGAGAAGGACAAUGAGGAUGACCAGAGUGACAAAGGUACUUACACUAUUGAGUUGGAAAAUCCCAAUUCUGAAGAAAUGGAAGCCCGUAAAAUGAUUGACAAGGUAUUUGGAGUGGAUGACAGCCAGGAUUAUAAUAGGCCUGUUAUCAACGAGAACCAGAAAGAUUUAGUAAAAGAUUGGGCUAUAAAUUCUACUACAGUAGUGCUGGAAGAAAAAAGACCACUGAGUACAACUGGAUUUCUUGACACAGAGGAAGGUUCUACUGCCCCUGGAAGUAAACGUUGGGUAUCACAGUGGGCUAGUUUGGCUGCCAAUCACACGCGUCAUGACCCAGAUGAUAUCAGAUUGGAGUCACCUGUUCCUGCUGCAUUAGAGAACGACACAGAUAUCAGUGAAUCUGGUAUUUCCAUCAGAAGCACUGGUUCAGCUACUUCUGUGACCAGCCAAGGUGAGCGGAAGAGAAGGACGCUUCCACAACUUCCCAAGGAGGAUAAAAUGAGUGAAAGCUCCAGAACAAAAACUGCAUCUCAUCAGAGAUCAGAAAUAGGUGAAAAGCAGGACACUGAACUUCAAGAGAAAGAAACUCCAGCUCGUGCCUCAGAUUCUGACAGCAGAAGUAUAGCUAAGUCAAGCAGAACAGUGAAUGGUCUUUCACCCAAAGCAACAGGAGAAAAGGUUUUCUCUUUCCCUGGUUCUUCCAGUAAAGAGAGAGCUGAAACUGGCAGAGAAACUUCUGUGGUGAAACAAGCUCUAGCGAAAAUUCAACAAGAACGAAAGGAGCAAGGACACUGGACACCCACAAAAUCUGCUACAACCUUCGUUGAGAAAGAUAAGGAGGAGAUUGCUGUGUCACGCAAAACUUUGGAUAAUCAGGACAAAACUCCUGGACAUGAUAAAGCAGCAAUGAAGUUAGCACAGAGUGAGGGAAAAAGAAGAAGGAAUGAGGAAAGUAUUAAAGGACAAAGUCCCAAAGCAUCAGGAGAAAAAAAGGAAUCCUCAAAACCGUUAGUGAGGCAAGGCAGCUUUACUAUAGAUAAGCCUAGCACAAAUAUACCCAUAGAGCUUAUUCCUCACAUUAAUAAGCAAAGUGGAUCUGCUGCCCCCUUAGCAUCUGCGAACAGAAUACGUGACAGAAGUGAUUCAAUGGACACUGAUUCCAGUCUAGAUACAACACUCAUUUUAAAAGACACUGAAGCUGUAAUGGCUUUCCUUGAAGCUAAACUGCGUGAAGAAAAUAAAACUGAUGAAGGUCCUGAAACUCCUAGUUACAACAGAGAUAAUUCCAUAUCACCAGAAUCAGAUGUAGAUACAGCCAGCACAAUCAGUCUUGUUACUGGUGACAGUGAAAGGAAAUCCACACAGAAACGAAAGAGCUUUACAACUUUAUAUAAAGAUAGAUGUUCCUCUGGUUCCCCUUCUAAGGAUGUUGUAAAAUCCUCUGCAACAAGUGCCAGAGAAAAGAUGGAAAAGAAAACUAAAAGUCGAUCUUCAGAUGGUGGAUCUAGAGCUGAUGCUCGCAAGUCUGUGCAAUCCAGUGGAAGAAUGAGACAACCAUCAGUAGACUUGACAGAUGAUGACCAAACAUCUAGUGUACCUCAUUCUGCCAUUUCCGAUAUUUUAUCAUCUGACCAGGAAACCUACUCUGGCAAAUCACAUGGAAGAGUUCCUUUUGCCUCAGCAGAUGAACUUUUGCAUUCUAAAAUGGAAGGAAAGUCAGCUAAAUCAAAAAGCUCUCCUGUCAUACUUGGACAAUCUAGUAAAUCUACCACUCUUCCAAGACCUCGUCCUACAAGGACUUCUCUCCUGCGCAGAGCACGGCUUGGUGAAGCCUCAGACAGCGAGCUUGCUGAUGCCGAUAAAGCUUCAGUCGCUUCUGAAGUGUCCACUACAAGUUCUACAUCAAAACCUCCAUCGGGGAGGAGGAGUAUUUCCAGAAUAGACUUACUUGCUCAACCCCGCAGAACUCGACUUGGCUCUUUGUCAGCACGUAGUGAUUCUGAAGCGACAAUAACCAGAAGCACUGCUUCAUCUCGUACUCCAGAAGCUAUUAUCAGAAAUGCAAGGUUGACAUUAGCAGGAGAAAGUAAAGUUUCUGCUAGAACUCGAGCCAAUAGCAUUUCUCGACUUUCAGAUUCAAAAUCCAAAUCUUUGGCUUCAGCUCAUAAUUCUCCUUCAGAGAAACCCAAGCUUCUCCCAGACCCAGAUCCUGAUGUUGAAACUUACAGUGUAAGUGCAAGAUGGAGGCGCUUUCCUACAGAUUAUGCUUCCACCUCAGAAGAUGAAUUUGGAUCAAACCGUAAUUCUCCUAAACAUACCCGUCUACGUACCUCUCCAGCCCUGAAAACCACACGACUGCAGAGCACGGGGACAGCAACUCAAAGUAGCAAUGCUUUCAAGCACAGAAUAAAAGAACAGGAAGAUUACAUACGUGAUUGGACUGCCCACCGAGAAGAAAUAGCAAGGAUCAGUCAAGAUCUGGCUCUCAUCGCACGGGAAAUCAACGAUGUAGCAGGAGAAAUAGAUUCAGUGACUUCAUCAGGCACUGCCCCCAGUACCACAGUAAGCACUGCUGCCACCACCCCUGGCUCUGCCAUAGACACUAGAGAAGAGGUAGGAGAUCUUCAUGGAGAAAUGCAUAAGUUGGUUGACCGAGUAUUUGAUGAAAGUCUCAAUUUUAGAAAAAUCCCUCCACUAGUGCAUGCCAAACCACCAGAGGGGAACGGUCAGCCUAAUGAUGGGAGACCUCAACUACCAGAUGCCAUGGAUCCCCCAACAAUUACCCGAAGAAGGACUUGGAGCAGAGAUGAAGUUAUGGGGGAUAGUUUGCUGUUGUCCUCAGUCUUCCAGUUUUCUCGCAAAAUAAGACAAUCCAUAGACAAAACAGCUGGCAAAAUCAGUUCCAGAGUAUUUGACCCUUUCAAGGAGAUGAGGAAGUUUUAGAGAUGCCAGAGUGCCUGACUGUGUUGUUGAAGUCAUCCCUCAAGUUUCUUUGUUCACCAAUAUAAUCUCAUCUCACAAUAAUGGAGGCAGUAUGGGACAGUUACAGCAAUUACAGAUUCCACCAUAUAUACUGAAAAAUGAUGUCCAUUCUGUCUGAGACCAAAUGGACAAAUAAAUGUUUUCUGUAAAUGUGAAUGCUGCUGCUUGUAAUAUUUUAGUUGCAGUAGCUAGUUUUACUGAAAAUACCAGUUUUGCUUUGGCUAAAGUAUUAAGAACAUAAAUAUUUUCAGUCAUCCUUGACAAGAUGAUGUGUCAAAAAUUAUAAUGAGCAGAACUCAGUCAUGAAAAUAAAUGUGUGUGAGGAAAAGAAGGGGAAAUACAUGUCUUUCUGCUUGGCUAAUUUCUUCUCCAUUUCAUUGGAGCUGCUGUUUCUGUUUUCCAAAUUGAAUAUAAUGCUCUGACUUAUAUGGAGUUCUGUCAGCACAGGGGCACACAUUGUGCAGCCACAGCUCAGGCACCAUGGCAGCUGAGGGAAAAGGAGUUGUGCUGUCACCAGCCACCUGCCAGGCCCAGAGUUUGUGGCAUCACCUGCUGCCUGGAGGUGGAUGGCAGGUCUGCAAGGACUAAGGUUACAGGCCGAGGACUCUCAUGUGGUCUGAGAGCAGAGUGACCUCUUAGAUAGCAACACAUGCUCUGUGAAGGAUGUGCCCUUCGACUGAUGGAAAAACUGACAAGAAAGGAACGCAGCUUGUCAGUGUUCUGGUGGGCUGCCUUAGGCAAAAGGAAGAUGAGAAAAAGGAGUUGGGUGACAACUGCUCUUUCAAAGCUAAUUCUGUGGGACUGCACUCAAUUUCUGUGAGCCUACCUCUGCUGUAAGGAGAUUAGAUUAGGAGGUGAGGCUUUGGAAGAUGCUUGUUCCUCAUCAGAGGGAGAGAGGGAAAUGUUCUUCAUGUGGUGAAUUUGUGAAGACACGGCUGGUCCUGUGCGAAGCCAGGAGAGUCCAUGCAGAUAGUCUCUGAUUCUAUGAUCAUUCCUACUUUAUAUUAAGAUGUAGGAUUGAGAGAAGCUUUUGGAGAUUUAUUCUUUGGCUAAAUUCUCUCAAAACUGGUGACGCUGUUUUUAUUUUUCUUCAGGUGCUAGAAUACUGAGUUCAGCUUGAAACAGAUUCAAGUGCCCAAUUCUUUCCUUUCACAAAACCCCUUCUAUAGAUCUGUUUUUCUUCAGGAUAAGGUCAUAGCUUGGCUUGGCUAAGCUCCUUCUUAUAAUUUACUUUUAUUCAUUGCUGUGUUUAAUCAGUUUUGUUUUUACCCACUAGUAUACACAAAAUGAUAUUGUAAUGGAAAAUUGUGUGGCAUUCUUGCCAUUUAUCUUGCAUACAGUUCUUUGCUAAUGAAUUACUCUGGUGACUUCUCAGGAAGCAGAUAUG
This is a messenger RNA of Phasianus colchicus (ring-necked pheasant), 6722 nucleotides long. NCBI's taxonomy places the organism in Eukaryota, Metazoa, Chordata, Aves, Galliformes, Phasianidae. The record is from RefSeq and is a predicted model, not a curated record.